CAUAUAUAAGACAAAUCAAGAGCCCCACGUUUGCCCCUCAUUCUGCUUUCGUUUCCUCCGCUUUGUAUACACUCCCCUCUCAUACUAGAGCUUAGAAUUAAAAUAAUGAUCAGAACAGCCCUUCCCACCACCCGUGCCCUUGCCCGCUCAAGAGUCCUCCACCGAGCUGCUGCUCUUGCCCGACCUGGUGCCAUCACUGCCUCUCGGUAUAUCAACACCGAACCCGUCAAGGGCUCUCCUUCAGACCUCAAAUCCGUCCCUUCCCAAGGCACUCAUGGCCGAUCUCGUAUUACUCCCAGCGAAAAGUCGAAGGUCUGGCCCGAUGCAAAGACUGCUAUCAGAGACAUUAAGAACGGUCAAACUAUCUUGUCCGCUGGUUUUGGACUCUGUGGUACUGCCGAAACUAUCAUAAAGGCUAUGAGGGAGAGUGACUUGAAGGACUUGACUGUCGUCUCCAACAACGCUGGUAACGCCGGUACCUACGGUCUCUCUCCCCUUAUCACCUCUAAACAGAUCAAGAAAAUGAUCUUGUCUUAUCUCGGUACCAACAAGGGCCUCCAAGAUGCCUACCUUUCCGGUGAAAUCGAAAUUGAGCUCUGUCCCCAGGGUACCAUUGCCGAGAGACUCCGAGCUGCUGGUGCAGGUAUGCCCGGUUUCUUCACCAGGACUGGUGCUGGUACAGAUGUCGAAACUGGCGGUAUCCCUCAAAAGUGGUCCAAGCCUGAUGCCGAUGGCAAGCAGACUAUCGCUAUCCCUGGUGUGAAGAAAGACACUCAGGUGUUUGACGGCAAAAAGUUCCUCUUCGAGCCUGCCAUUCACGGUGAUGUCGCUGUUUUCCGAGCUUGGAAGGUUGACAAGGCCGGUAACUGUGUCUUCAGGUACACUACCCGAACUUUUGGUCCUCUUGUUGCCCGAGCUGCCAAGCUCUCCAUCGUCGAGGCGGAGAACAUUGUCGAGAUCGGCGAGCUCGACCCUAUGGAGAUCGACCUCCCCGGUAUUUUUGUCGACCGAGUUGUCCCUGCCACCGAGGACAAGCAAAUCGAAAUCUUCACCACCCGAGAGGAGAACGAGAAUGUCUCUCCCUCUUCUGGCGAAGAGACUUCUGUAAAUAAGAGCGUUGGUCAGGCUCAGCGUGAGAAGAUCGCUCAACGAGCGGGCAAGGAGCUUUAUGAUGGUGCCUACGUCAACUUGGGCGUUGGUAUCCCCGUCUUGGCGGCUAACUACUUGCCUGAUGGUAUGAAAGUCUGGGUCCAGAGUGAGAACGGUAUCUUGGGUAUGGGCCCUUACCCAACCAAAGAGGAGGUGGACGCCGACAUCAUCAACGCCGGUAAAGAAACCGUAACCCUCGUUCCUGGUGCUUCCGUAUUCGAUUCCUCCGAGUCCUUCGGUAUGAUCCGAGGUGGUCACGUCGACGUAUCCAUCCUCGGUGCCAUGGAAGUUUCUGCCAACGGUGAUCUCGCCAAUUACAUGAUUCCCGGCAAGCUCGUCAAGGGUAUGGGCGGCGCCAUGGACCUAGUCUCCAAUCCUGACGAGACCAAGAUCGUUGUUGUCACCACACAUACCGACAAACACGGUCGACCCAAGAUUGUCGAGUCCUGCAAACUCCCCUUGACUGGUGUGUCUGUCGUUAGCAGGAUUAUUACCGACCUCGCUGUCUUCGACGUUGACAGGACCGGCCAGAACGGUGGCGGCCUCGAGUUGAUUGAGAUUGCUGAGGGCGUUAGUCUCGAGGAAGUCCAGGAGAAGACUGGCGCUACCUUCAAGGUUAGGGAGCCUCUCGGCAGGUUCUAGGGGGUGUGUGAAGAUUGCGUUUGAUUAUCGUAAGAAGUUUAUGACCUAAAGGAUAUAAAAGUGUACAUAUGGUAGUAAUAGACAUGUAGAGGACUCGAUAUAGACUGUAGACUUUGCAUGUUUGGACGUUUCUUUCUUGAUGCAUUGCAUUUCUUAUCU
Messenger RNA from Cryptococcus deneoformans JEC21, 1950 nucleotides. RefSeq names its product Succinyl-CoA:3-ketoacid-coenzyme A transferase, putative. The transcript is spliced from 4 exons. Gene Ontology annotation, molecular function: succinyl-CoA:3-oxo-acid CoA-transferase activity. Lineage: Eukaryota; Fungi; Basidiomycota; Tremellomycetes; Tremellales; Cryptococcaceae. The coding region runs from base 106 to 1791 and encodes 561 amino acids. The record is from RefSeq and is a predicted model, not a curated record. Gene Ontology annotation, biological process: ketone body catabolic process.